AAAAAAAAAGAUCUCCAAUUCAAAAGUUAAUCUUUGUGUUAAUUUUGUUUUUUUAUUUUUUUUAUCAUAAUACAAAGGUCAUCGUAUGAAUCCUGGUGAUACCUUUCCAAUCACACAUUCAGGUAUUCAUCGAUUAAGCCAGGUAUCCUUAGGUGAAAACCCAAAGGAAGGUAAAACAGUACUCAAGGUAAAAGCUAAAGGACAUACUUUUGUAUUAUGUACACUGAUUAAAGAUGAGGUUGAACAUCAAAUGUUAUCACAAUGCUUUAUUACAGAAGAUGAGGCCACUUUGAUAGUUACUGGUGCAAAUUCUGUUAACUUGAUUGGAACAAUAGAAAAAUAUGAAAUGGAAGAUUCUUCAGAAGGUGAUGAAGAAAACGAGUUGGAAACUUUGACAGGCGCACCACGUUAUGCCAAUUAUCUUAGUGAUUUAUUAGGUCCUGAUUUACCUGAUGAAGAUGAGGAUGAAUAUGAAGAUGAGAUGGAGGAAAUGGAUGAAUUUGGAACGUUAGCCUUUAGAGAUCCUACUGAUAAUUCAUUUUUGGGCGGUUUUGAAUUACGCCAUUUCAAUCUUGCACCUCAAGUACCUGGAUUUGAACGGGUUAAUUUGAGAGAACAAGAAGAGUCAGUCGAAGAUACUCUUUUACAUGACAAUAUUGCUAAAGGAUUAGUGAAUGCACUUAUUAAUAGUGGGGACGAGUUUCAAAUAAAAAAAGGAAAAGAGUUCCUCAGGAAGUUAAAAAGACAAAGUAAACAACGAAAAUCAUUAUACCAAAAAAAGAAAGGUGGAAAAUAAUGUACAUAUUUCAAUUUAAUUACAUAAUAAAAAAGUUUGGUUCGUUAUUCUAUCAA
Messenger RNA from Cokeromyces recurvatus, 852 nucleotides. RefSeq lists its product as uncharacterized. Lineage: Eukaryota; Fungi; Mucoromycota; Mucoromycetes; Mucorales; Mucoraceae. The record is from RefSeq and is a predicted model, not a curated record. The transcript is spliced from 5 exons. Bases 86 to 796 code for a protein of 236 amino acids.